AUGGCUAGAACUGGGAGAAGGAGAAGACGGUUGUUACAUAAUGUGAGGAAUGUUAUUGUUAGAAAACCAAGAAUUUUUAAAGAUAGAUCAAAUCCACUUGAGGAUAUGUCCGCGGAAUGUGUUUUUCAACGUUUUCGUUUUUUACCUGCAACAAUUAUGUACAUUACCGGUUUGUUGGCUGUUCCAUUGGAACGCCGAACCCUGAGGAAUGUUUCGAUUCCUCCCCUGAAUCAAGUGUUGAUUUGUUUGCGUUUUUUGGCAUGUGGUUCAAACCAGAUGUUGCUGGGCGAUGCCAUGAACGUUUCCCGGGCCAGUGUUGGCCCUAUCGUCGUCAAUGUCUGUACGGCACUAGGUAACAUCGCUGGACGAUUUCUACACCUACCAAACAACGAAUACAUUAGAAAAAUGAAGCAGUCUUUUCAUCAAAUUUCAGGUUUUCCUAAUGUUGUUGGUUGCAUAGAUGGUACUCAAAUAAGAAUUCAGGCACCCAACAAAAACGAAGAGGAUUUUGUAAACAGGAAGGGAUAUCAUUCUCUAAAUGUUCAGCCAGCAGCUGGGGCCAGGACGGUUAUAAUGGGACAUACAACCCUGUCAUAUUUCCCAGACAACCCUGUGAUAUUCCCAAACAUCCCUGUGAUAUUCCCAGACAACCCUGUCAUAUUUUCCUGUAUCCCUGUGAUAUUCCCAAACAUUCCUGUGAUAUUCCCAGACAUCCCUGUGAUAUUCCCAGACAACCCUGUGAUAUUCCCAGACAACCCUAUGAUAUUCCCUGUGAUAUUCCCAGACAUCCCUGUGAUAUUCCCAGACAUCCCUGUAACAUUCCCUGACAUCCCUGUGAUAUUACCAGACAACCCUGCUACGUACUAUCCCAAAGUUCUUGAUGCUCUACAAUGUCCAAAAGACCUGGAUGCUGGAUGUAAACUGGUGGAUGUUGAGAUGUUAAAAGUUCGUAACAUGUUCCCAGACCCGAACACAAUAGACCUCAAAGGAUGCAUCUUUACGGUACGGUAUGCUAUGUGCGUCACCAACGGCUGUCUGCGUGUCCACAACGAAACAAGGACCCGCAUGGAGAUCAAUCUAGAUGAAUGCAUUAAGCUGGAUGAAAGUCAUUUCUGCUCUGAGGGUAACUGGUGUUCGGCGCCCGCUUCCGAGAUAGUUGUCACACUAAAUGGACAGAAAUAUAACUCGUUUCGAAUGCUACAAGAGUUAGGAUUGUGCAAUGCUAUUAAAAAACUUUAUCGGUGUGUCCAUGGCGGCUGUUUCAUCUAUAUGGAGCUGAAAGAAACUGAAUAUUUUAACAGGGCAAUGGAAGUCUGCGACAAAAGACAUGACCCGAAAGUUCUGCCUGCCUCAGAUGCCACAAGUAUCUCCGCGUCCGUCAUUUUGGUGCUCCUUGGGGCCAUGGCGUUCCUCUUCCAGUAGAUAUACUGGACAGUAUGACGUUUGCUGCGCGCGUUUCCCAAGGGAUGUGACAAACCGAUUAUUUAACUGGUACGACGUGGAACAUGACGAGGUCAAUCUCAAACUUGCAGCAAACGUUUAAUUAACUGGUUCGACGUGGAACAUGACGAGGUCAAUCUCAACCUUGCAGCAAACGUUUAAUUAACUGGUACGACGUGGAACAUGACGAGGUCAAUCUCAACCUUGCAGCAAACGUUUAAUUAACUGGUACGACGUGGAACAUGACGAGGUCAAUCUCAACCUUGCAGCAAACGUUUAAUUAACUGGUUCGACGUGGAACAUGACGAGGUCAAUCUCAACCUUGCAGCAAACGUUUAAUUAACUGGUACGACGUGGAACAUGACGAGAUCAAUCUCAACCUUGCAGCAAACGUUUAAUUAACUGGUACGACGUGGAACAUGACGAGGUCAAUCUCAACCUUGCAGCAAACGUUUAAUUAACUGGUACGACGUGGAAUAUGACGAGAUCAAUCUCAACCUUGCAGCAAAAGUUUAAUUAACUGGUACGACGUGGAACAUGACGAGAUCAAUCUCAACCUUGCAGCAAACGUUUAUUUAACUUUGUUUUGCCUUUAUCUCUUUCUCUUUCUUAUAAAUUAGCUUUCAUAUUAAUCAUUAAAUAGAUAUAUAAACUGCACAAUCAUUAAAUAGAUACAUAAACUGCACAAUCAUUAAAUAGAUACAUAAACUGCACAAUCAUUAAAUAGAUACAUAAACUGCACAAUUUUGUUUCUCGCACAUACGUUAUGCUUUUCAAUUAUUGAACCAAAUGGUUAACAUAUAUUCAUACACACAUGCAUGCAUGCUCACAUGCAUUCAUCUCUCUCUCUCUCUCUCUCUCUCUCUCUCUCUCUCUCUCUCUCUCUCUCUCCUUAAAUACCCCCACCCCCACCCCCAGACACACACACCUUCUCAAACUUGCAUCUGCGCCUGGUUUUGGUUAUCUCUUUAAACUCACACACACGCACGCACGCACACACACCCAUACACACACACGCACGCACACACACACACAUACACACGCACAAACACACAUACAUACACACACACACAUACACACACACACACACGCGCGCGCACGUACACACACACACACACACACAUACACCUCACUCUUGGAUCUGUG
Molecule: messenger RNA, 2586 nt
Organism: Gigantopelta aegis
Lineage: Eukaryota; Metazoa; Mollusca; Gastropoda; Neomphalida; Peltospiridae
Exons: 10
Coding region: 1-1422 (473 amino acids)
Source: RefSeq, a predicted model, not a curated record